AUGUUACAAAGAUGUCAAUCCAAGAAAGUUAUAAUAUUCACAUUUUUCCAUGCAAGAGAAGCAUGUGCAAAUGAGGAUAAAAAUUACAAUGAUGAUGGGCGGCCAAAACGAACAGGAACAUUUUAUACCGCGAGUGCUCAUAUUAUCACUACCGUAGUUGGUUCAGGGGUUUUGUCAUUGCCGUGGGCGAUCUCUCAAUUAGGUUGGAUUGCAGGACCUAUGGCUCUGAUUAGCUUUUCUCUAAUCACAUUGUUUGCAUCAACUAUUCUGGCAGAUUUUUAUCGAUUCCCAGAUCCAGUAUCGGGCAGAAGAAACUAUACUUACAUGGAUGUUGUCAAAGUAAAUCUUGGCGGAAGAUAUAACAAACUCAGUGGAAUUGCUCAGUAUGGCAAUCUUGUUGGAUUUACUAUUGGCUACAUCAUCACAUCGGCCAACAGUAUGGUGGCUAUCAAAAGAUCAUAUUGCUUUCACAAGCAUGGUCAUUCUUUUGGUUGUCAUACGCCAAUUAAUCUCUUCAUCAUCAUUUUCGGGGUUAUACAAGUAUUUUUAAGUCAAAUUCCAAAUAUUCAAGAGUUGUCGAUGCUGUCCCUACUCACAACAGUGAUGUGUUGUUGCCAUGCUUCCAUUGGCCUCGGACUCUCAAUAGCUAAAGUUGCAGGUGGACGACCACAUGUUAAGACUAGCUUGACCGGAGUGUUCAUUGAUGGAGAUAAGUCAAAUACCAACAACUUAUGGACCACAUUUACAGCCCUUGGGAACUUAGCAUUUGCUUAUGGUUUUUCAGAUGUGCUUAUUGAAAUUCAGGACACUCUAGGGUCAUCCAAACCUGAGAAUAGAGUAAUGAAACAAGCUUCCCUGGCUGGAAUUUCUAUAUCCACCUUAUUUUAUAUGUCAUGUGGGUUGCUGGGAUAUGCAGCAUUUGGUGAUAAAGCACCAGGCAAUAUAUUAGCUGGAUUUGGUUUCUUUGAGCCAUUUUGGCUCAUCGACCUCGCUAAUAUUUUUGUUGUGAUUCAUCUCACAGGAGCUUACCAGAUAUGUGGUCAACCAGUCUUUGGUUUUGUGGAAAGUUUUACAAGGCAUAGAUGGCCGAAUACCGGGUUGGUUAACCAUGAAUAUGCCAUUAACAUGCCUGGUUACGGUGUUCAUAGAGUCACCCUCUUCCGGAUGAUAUGGAGAACGACGUAUGUCAUAAUAACCACGGUCAUAGCUAUGAUGUUUCCAUUUUUCAAUGAUAUUGUGGGACUAAUUGGAGCUCUUUCAUUCUGGCCCCUGACGGUAUAUUUUCCUAUCAAGAUGCGUAUUGAAAGGAAAAAAAUACCCAUUUUCUCAUUCAAGUGGGUGUGGAUGCAAACUCUUAGUAUGUGCUGUCUACUAACCUCAAUAGCAGCAACGAUCGGAUCUAUUCAAGGUAUUGUCAAGUCCUUGCAAACUUUCAAGAUUUUCCAAUCAAUAGCCUGA
Molecule: messenger RNA, 1458 nt
Organism: Coffea eugenioides
Lineage: Eukaryota; Viridiplantae; Streptophyta; Magnoliopsida; Gentianales; Rubiaceae
Product: amino acid permease 6-like
Exons: 10
Coding region: 1-1458 (485 amino acids)
Cellular component (GO): plasma membrane
Source: RefSeq, a predicted model, not a curated record